Clonostachys rhizophaga is the source of this 999-nucleotide messenger RNA. Lineage: Eukaryota; Fungi; Ascomycota; Sordariomycetes; Hypocreales; Bionectriaceae. The record is from the annotation of a GenBank genome assembly.
AUGCGUUACUCGUGGCUCAUCGGCCUCCUGGUAGCCCUCUUGGGCUUCACCGUCACGGCCAGCCCCGUCCGUCGGCAGCAGCAGUUCGUCGGAUACCUCAUAUCGACCUUCUCCGACCCUGUCCCGAGAGUUCAGCAGUAUCUCUCUAACGGCAACGACCCUCUGAGCUACCGGAAGCUCAACGGCGGCAACCCCGUGCUGACCUCGACGGUGGGCACCCGGGCGGUGCGAGACAUCUACCUGACCAGCAACAGCGCCCGCUCCGAGUACUUUAUUAUCGCCACGGAUCUAGACAUCAACGCCCCCGGAUUCAGUUGGGACCGCGCCACCCGCACCGGCAGCCGCGGCAUCGUCGUCUGGCGCUCCACCGACCUCGUCAACUGGUCCGGCCCCAACCUCCGCACCGUCGAGAGCCCGACGGCCGGCAUGACCUGGGCGCCCUCCGCCGUCUGGGACGACGCCACGAGCCAGUACUACGUCUUCUGGUCCUCGCGCCACUAUGCCGCCAACGACCCCAACCACACGGGCCUCGCCGGGCUCGACCGCAUCCGGUAUGCCACCACGCGCGACUUCGUCACGUUCAGCGCGCCCCAAGACUACUACACACCGACCGACAUCCCUGUCAUUGACCAGGAGUUCCUGUACCUGGGCCAGCCGGGGCACUACGUUCGCUUCAUUAAGGAUGAGAGGACGAACCAGAUCUUCCAGGAGAGGACCACGGGCGGGCUCUUCGGGUCUUGGACUCGUAUCCCUGGGUUCGUUCGUAACGAGACCCCUCGUGAGGGCGCUGUGGCCUUCCGAAACAACCUGGACCCGAAUCUGUAUCAUCUCUGGCUGGAUGACUACGUCCAAUAUCUCCCCUACCAGACUACUAACAUUUUAAACCCUGGUAUCUGGACGCCUUCGAAUAGGAACGGGUUCCCUGGUGGUGUGAAGCACGGCUCCGUGUUCCCACUUACGCAGGCCGAGUAUGACAGGAUCAAGGCACGAUACCCCUGA